Lactuca saligna is the source of this 1047-nucleotide messenger RNA. Lineage: Eukaryota; Viridiplantae; Streptophyta; Magnoliopsida; Asterales; Asteraceae. The record is from the annotation of a GenBank genome assembly.
AUGUUAUACUUACUGUGGUUAGCUGUCAACACCUCUCUACAAAAGGAUAUGUCUGUGUAUGAGAGUACGACUGCCGUUCUCCACCUCGCAUCUCCGUUUAAAGCGGCGGAAGAGCAGGCAUGUUGUAGCUCUGGAUUUGCUCCACCUUUCUUUGCCUCAUCUCCAGCUCCUCCGUAUAUGUGGGGUGGCCAGCAUCCUAUGAUGCCACCAUAUGGGACGCUGGUUCAAUACCCUACUAUGUAUGCUCCACCAGGAAUUUAUGGUCAUCCUAGUAUGCCUAUGACCCCUAGCCAACCGAAUCCAGAAUUGGAAGUGAAGGCUUCUAAUGUGAAGGACAAGGCUCCAAACAAAAAGCCCAAGGGCAAUUCGGGAAAUUCCAAUGCCGGUGGUGGUAGGGCAGCAUCAAGUUCAGGGAACGAUGGUGCCACCCAAAGCGCUGAAAGUGGAAAUGACAUUUUGUCAGAUGGAACCGCUGAGGAUGACCGACAGGAAUAUUCCGGAAGCAAGAAGGGAAGCUUCCAUCAAAUGCUUGCAGAUGCAAACGCCCGGAAUAACAAUUCCGUUUCCAACAUUCAGACGCCAGUCCCCGGGAAUCCUGUAGCUUCUAUGCCUCCAACCGAGCUCAACAUGGGAAUCGACCUAUGGAAUCCAUCCACCGGAACCGGAUCCAUGAAAUUACAAAAAAACCAUUCCGGUGUCCAACAAACAUUGGCCCCACCACCAAUGAUGUCAGAUCAUUGGGUUCAGGAUGAACGGGAACUUAAAAGGCAGAAGAGGAAGCAAUCUAAUAGAGAGUCGGCUAGAAGAUCUAGAUUGCGUAAACAAGCCGAGUGUGAAGAACUACAAGCAAGAGUAGAAGCAUUAAGCAGCGAAAACCACUCACUUAGGGAUGAACUUCGAAGGCUUUCAGAGGAAUGCGGGAAUCUUACAUCUGAAAAUAAUUCAAUAAAGGAUGAGUUGACUCGAUUUUUCGGACACAAAGCUUUGUCAAAACUUGAUACACAACUUCAAUCUCAAACAAGAAAAGGAUUGAUGGAGGAAGUGUGA